UCAGUCUCAAUCAAGCAGUGCGCAAUAUUUUAGUAUAUUUUUUUUUUGGAUUUUUCUUGUUUGACUCCACGGUUACACUGCACACGUGUUCUGUCAAAACAAAAAAUAUGCGCAAAAAGCAAGCUGAUGAAAUACCCGGGUUUCCAUCGCUAGACAACGAUGGCGUUUCCGGCGGUAAGGGGGACGACAUACUCAGAACUAAGCCCAAGUCUAAGAAGAGCGGAGGCUUCCAGUCGAUGGGUCUGGGGUUCGAUUUGAUAAAAGGCAUAACUAAGCGCGGUUACAAGGUACCGACUCCCAUCCAGCGGAAGACGAUUCCCCUGAUCCUGGAGGGACGCGAUGUAGUGGCUAUGGCCAAGACGGGCUCCGGCAAGACGGCCUGCUUCUUGAUUCCGCUUUUUGAAAAGCUGCAGCGGCGGGAGCCCACAAAAGGAGCCCGCGCCCUGAUCUUAUCGCCCACGCGUGAGCUGGCUGUGCAAACGUACAAGUUUGUUAAGGAGCUUGGGCGCUUUAUGGAGCUUAAGACAAUUUUGGUGUUAGGUGGUGACUCCAUGGACUCGCAGUUCUCGGCUAUACACACAUGCCCCGACGUCAUUGUCGCCACGCCGGGCCGUUUCCUCCAUUUGUGCGUAGAAAUGGAUUUGAAGCUAAAUUCUAUAGAGUAUGUCGUGUUUGAUGAAGCUGAUCGACUGUUCGAGAUGGGCUUUGGCGAGCAGUUGAACGAAACACUGCACAGAUUGCCGUCCUCCCGGCAGAUGGUGAUGUUUUCGGCCACGCUGCCAAAGCUGUUGGUGGACUUUGCCCGUGCCGGAUUAAACGACCCUGUUCUUAUUCGCUUGGACGUCGAGUCAAAGCUCCCAGACGCGCUGGCUCUGAAGUUUCUUUACUGCCGGCCGGACGACCGCUACACAGCUCUCGUCGUUCUGCUGAAAUACGUAAUUCCUGUGGUGUCGCAGACCGUGGUGUUUGCUGGCACGCAGCAUCAUGUGGAACUGAUUUCAUACAUUCUCACUGAGGCUGGAAUUUCCAACACCUCGGUUUACUCCAGCUUAGAUCCGGCUGCUCGCAAAAUAAACACAGCCAAGUUUGUGAACAAAAAGGUUUCGGUGCUAAUUGUUACGGACGUGGCGGCGCGCGGAAUCGACAUACCCAGCUUAGACUUUGUGGUGAACCUGCAUUUUCCGGGUAAACCAAAGUUGUUUGUACACCGUGUCGGACGUUGUGCUCGAGCUGGGCGCACCGGUACCGCAUACUCGAUUUUUUCUACCGACGACACAGCCCACCUUCUGGAUCUUCACUUAUUCUUAAACAGGCCUUUCAAUAUCAAUGACAGCUCGGCAAUGGGAACCAUUCCGCAAGAUUUACUUGAGGAAGAGCACCUCACAGUGACUGAUAUCAAGAAGAGCCACCACAUUGCCGGAGUAUUGCGCACCAGCGAAAACGCUUACAAGAAAUACUUGAGUUCGCGACCAGUGGCAUCAACGGAUGCCAAUGCACGUGUGAAGAAAAUUAAGUUCUACGCGCUCAAGCCUUUGGAGGAUUUCUUUACAGCUGCGCCCGUUCUCUCCCAGGCUGCUGAAGUUAGCGGACAAUCGGAAGAGUCCCAGGCAAAGGUGGCUGCAGCAGAGCGCAAGUUGCAGAGCGAAAAGCACGAUAUACUGGUCAAAAUGCGCAGUUUCCGACCAGGUGGUACCGUUUUUGAACUUAACACCACGCAAAAGUCUACCCAAUUUAUCGUAAUGAAAGAGAAACGUUCCCAACACGCGGAAGUAAUUCAAAAGUUUAGGCAGCAGCGCGCAGACGAGGACAUCGACGAGGCUAAAAAAGAGGCAGAGACCCAAAGGACAAGUUCAGCAAGAAUCCCAACCGCCGACGAGGAAGCUAUCAGCAGUACAUUCAAUAAAGUCGUUGCACCCAAAAGGCUUCAAAACAUGGACGCUCUGUACAAGGAUAAGCCAAAGAAAAAGAAGCGCAAGAUAAACAGCAAGGACGACGAGCAUUAUGUGCCUUACCAGUCGGCCGACAAGCACACGGAGGAUGGUCUGGCUAUCAACACUUUCGAACGACAGGCGCAGAAUGCUGAGUUUUCUGUGUCGGAUCGCAACUCAUCCCAGGAGGUUAAACACAAGCCUGGGCUCAAGAAGUGGGACCGCAUUAAGAAGAAAAUGGUAUCAGUGCAGGAUCCUCGAGCCAACAAGAUUCGUACUGAGUCCGGUGCAUGGAUUCCCGCUUCCUUCAAAACGGGUCGUUACACCGAAUGGAAGGAGAAGUCCAAGAUCGAGGACCAGCUGCAGCGUGAAAACGCAGGCACCGAUGACGACAAUGCUAAGCCUCUGAGCCAUGCCCAACGAUAUCCAGUCAGCCGACAUGCUCGGCACAACGUGAAGCUUGAACUGAAAAAGCGUCUCAGCGGCAACGACAAGGAGAUGCGACGCCCUGAGCAGAUUGUGAAGUCCCGGAUGCGCCUGGAAUUCAUCAAGAAGCGCAACGAAGACAAUGCGGAGCGAAAGAACGAGAACCGCAAACGCAGCAUGCGAAAAGGGCAGCGUCCGAAAGCCCAAUCAACUGGUGGGUCCAGGAAAAGAAAAUAGGAGUUUGAACAAAGAGGCUUUCGGCUGUUCCGCCCUUUGAUGCGAGUGUGCUGAUUAACUGUGUUCCCCGUAUGAGACACUCAAAAUAUAUGUUCAUCAGAAGCUGCAUCGCAUCAGUGGGACUCGAUUGUCUUUGGAUUUCGAAAAGUGUUUUUAUAAAAAUACAUGAUGAAAUGUGUGAA
This is a messenger RNA of Drosophila rhopaloa, 2773 nucleotides long. RefSeq names its product ATP-dependent RNA helicase DDX54. Gene Ontology annotation, molecular function: RNA binding; ATP binding; RNA helicase activity. Lineage: Eukaryota; Metazoa; Arthropoda; Insecta; Diptera; Drosophilidae. Bases 108 to 2591 code for a protein of 827 amino acids. The record is from RefSeq and is a predicted model, not a curated record. Gene Ontology annotation, cellular component: nucleus. The transcript has 6 exons.